This is a messenger RNA of Setaria italica (foxtail millet), 1303 nucleotides long. Its product is annotated as lactoylglutathione lyase. Gene Ontology annotation, molecular function: metal ion binding; lactoylglutathione lyase activity. The coding region runs from base 161 to 1033 and encodes 290 amino acids. The record is from RefSeq and is a predicted model, not a curated record. The transcript has 9 exons. Gene Ontology annotation, cellular component: cytoplasm. NCBI's taxonomy places the organism in Eukaryota, Viridiplantae, Streptophyta, Magnoliopsida, Poales, Poaceae.
GUAGCCUGUAUAUAGAGCAGCGCCUUCACUCAUCUCCUCGAAAGGAGGAAGAAAGCCAAUACACUGGUUCUGCCUUACUGGUUAGAGAGAGCUUACUGCUGCGGCUGUGCGUGCUCCUUGAUUGAAUCGAGUCGAGCCCGGUCCGAAUCCAAGCCAAGGGAUGGCAACUGGGAGCGAAGCCGUGAAAUCAGCUGAGGCUGUGCUUGAGUGGAACAAACAGGACAACAAGAGGAUGCUUCACGCUGUUUACCGUGUCGGGGAUCUGGACCGCACAAUCAAGUACUACACGGAAUGCUUUGGGAUGAAGCUGUUGAGGAAAAGAGACGUUCCUGAUGAGAAGUACACCAACGCCUUCCUUGGGUUUGGACCAGAGGACACCAACUUUGCACUUGAAUUGACAUACAACUAUGGUGUUGACAAGUAUGACAUUGGAGAGGGCUUUGGGCAUUUCGGUAUCGCUAAUGAGGAUGUGUACAAGUUGGCUGAGAAUAUUAAAUCCAAGGGUGGCAACAUUACUCGUGAACCUGGUCCUGUCAAGGGAGGAUCCACUGUUAUUGCCUUUGCACAAGACCCUGAUGGUUACCGUUUUGCGCUUAUUCAGAGGGCUGAGACACCUGAGCCUCUUUGCCAAGUCAUGCUUCGUGUUGGUGACCUUGAGCGAUCUAUCAAGUUCUAUGAGAAGGCCCUUGGGAUGAAGCUCCUAGAAAAGAAGGAUGUUCCCGAUUAUAAGUAUACCAUUGCAAAGUUGGGCUAUGCUGAUGAGGACAAGACAACUGUUCUGGAACUGAUAUACAACUAUGGUGUCACAGAAUAUAGCAAGGGCAAUGCAUAUGCUCAGGUUGCUAUUGGCACCAAUGAUGUGUACAAGAGUGCCGAGGCUGUUGAUCUUGCGACCAAAGAACUGGGGGGCAAGAUUUUGCGGCAGCCAGGGCCGCUACCUGUGAUCAACACAAAGAUCACCUCUUUUGUUGACCCAGAUGGCUGGAAAGUGGUUCUGGUUGACCACGCCGACUUCCUCAAGGAACUCCAGUGAAGACUGGACGCCCAGGUGGCAUGCUAGGAUGUAGUAGUGCUUGUCCAUGAUGUAAUAAACGGCUGUUGGUGGUUCAGUUUGUCCCUGCCCCGAUGAACCGAAAAUAAAAUUGCUGCAGAGCUGUGCUUUUGCUAGUGAUCUUCCUUUGGGAUUGGCUGUGUGGUUAUGCUGUUAGUAGUAUGCAAUUGCUACCUGUAGCAACCUGUCUAUUAGAAUGGGUCAGUUCGCCUGGUUGAAUGGUGUUUGGUUCACUGUGAUCUGUUCUGGUUU